AUAAAUAACCCGGUCGGCUGCAGUGUGGUGGAUUGAUUUGUGAGUGUUUGUUGUGCAGUCGUUCGAGUCUCACUAUUGAUCUCGUAACCUUCGAUUCAUUGCUCUAAAGGACUUUCACACAACUAUAAAAAAUCUGACCAACCAUGCUGAUACGGCUCCACCAAAAGUCACUGCUGCGCUCCUUCAAAACCCUAAAGCACCACCCCAAAUGGAACUACUCCACCAAAGUAGAAUACAAGCCGAUUAGGAGCGUCCUGGUGGCGAACAGAGGAGAAAUAGCCGUCAGAGUUUUUCGAGCGUGCAACGAACUGGGAAUAAAAUCUGUAGCGAUCUACUCCAAAGAAGACAGAGCCCACAUUCACAGGCUGAAGGCCGACGAAAGUUACUUGGUAGGAGAGGGACUGCCCCCUGUACAGGCAUACCUCAACAUACCCGAGAUAAUUAGGAUUUGUAAAGAUAAUGGUAUAGAUGCCGUGCAUCCUGGAUAUGGGUUCCUGUCCGAGAGGUCAGAUUUUGCUCAAGCAGUUAUCGAUGAAGGAAUCAGAUUCAUCGGGCCUUCGCCAAAGGUGGUGUACCAGAUGGGAGACAAAGUUGCGGCGAGAGAGGCUGCUAUUGCUGCCGGAGUACCUAUAGUUCCUGGAACCGAUGGACCUAUCACAACUAAAGAGGAAGCAAAGGAGUUUUGCGUGAAACAUGGCCUGCCGGUUAUAUUCAAAGCCGCGUACGGUGGUGGAGGGAGGGGAAUGAGGGUCGUUAGAAAUAUGAACGAGGUCGAAGAAAAUUUCCAAAGGGCCUCUUCUGAGGCGUUGAGUGCCUUCGGAAAUGGGGCGAUGUUCAUCGAGAAGUUCAUCGAGAGACCCCGCCACAUUGAGGUUCAGUUAUUGGGUGACAAGGCUGGAAAUGUGGUACAUCUUUACGAACGCGACUGCUCCGUGCAAAGGAGACACCAAAAAGUUGUCGAGAUAGCACCAGCCCCCCAUUUGGACACCAGAAUCAGGGAUCAAAUGACCGAUUUGGCGGUGAAGUUGGCGAAGCACGUGGGAUAUGAAAAUGCCGGUACCGUUGAGUUUUUAUGCGACGAAAAGGGCAAUUUUUACUUUAUCGAAGUGAAUGCUAGAUUGCAGGUGGAACAUACAGUUACCGAAGAAAUCACAGGCAUUGACUUGGUACAGUCGCAGAUUAGAAUUGCGGAAGGAAUGACUCUCCCCGAACUAGGAAUUCAUCAGGAAACAAUCAAGCAUGAUGGCUUCGCAAUCCAAUGUCGAGUGACCACGGAAGACCCCGCGAAGAAUUUCCAGCCGGACACCGGAAGGAUCGAAGUAUUCCGUUCUGGAGAAGGUAUGGGUAUCCGUUUGGACGGCGCUUCUGCUUUCGCGGGCGCCAUAAUUUCUCCCUACUACGACUCGCUGCUCGUCAAAGUGAUCGCCCAUUCGAAAGACCUACAGUCAUCCUGUGCCAAGAUGAACCGAGCCCUCAGAGAGUUCCGAGUGAGAGGGGUCAAAACCAAUAUUCCGUUUUUGCUAAACGUGCUGGAGAACCAGAAGUUUUUGAACGGUUCCGUAGACACUUACUUCAUCGAUGAGCAUCCGCAGUUGUUCAAAUUCGCCCCCACCAGGAAUAGGGCUCAGAAACUGUUGAACUACUUGGGGGAAGUGUUGGUCAAUGGGGCGCAAACCCCUCUGGCGACGGGGUUGAAGCCUGCCGAUAUCAAACCACAUGUUCCCAGCGUGUCACAUGAGUACCUAGCGAAGAGCCCCCAGCAAGAUUCAACAGAAGCUGGCCGUUUGGCAGGAAUUGGUCGUGUUCCACUUGAUUAUGCUCACCAGUCUCUUCUGGCUACGAGGGUGCGAUCCCACGACUUGCUGAAGAUUUCUCCGUUCGUGACCCACAACUUCAGUCAGUUGUACUCUUUGGAAAAUUGGGGCGGAGCCACCUUCGACGUGGCGCUCAGGUUCCUGCACGAAUGUCCUUGGGAACGGCUGGAGGAAAUGAGGAAGUUGAUCCCCAAUAUUCCUUUCCAGAUGUUGCUCAGAGGGGCGAACGCAGUUGGUUAUACGAAUUACCCCGAUAACGUUGUCUUCAAGUUUUGCGAGUUGGCGGUUCAAACCGGAAUGGACGUCUUUCGAGUUUUCGAUUCUUUAAAUUAUUUACCAAAUCUGAUUGUCGGGAUGGAAGCCGCAGGGAAAGCUGGUGGAAUAGUCGAGGCAGCCAUAUCUUACUCCGGUGAUGUCAGCGAUCCAAAUAAAAAGAAGUAUGAUUUGAAAUAUUACUUGAAAAUAGCUGAUGAACUGGUUAAGGCUGGAACGCACGUAUUGGCUAUUAAAGAUAUGGCAGGAUUACUCAAACCAAAGGCUGGCAAAAUGCUCGUAACCGCUAUCCGAGACAAAUACCCAGACCUUCCGAUCCACAUCCACACCCACGAUACCAGCGGAGCGGGUGUAGCAUCAAUGUUGGCAUGUGCCGAAGCUGGUGCAGAUGUCGUUGACGUCGCCGUGGAUUCCAUGUCCGGAUUGACGAGCCAGCCGAGCAUGGGAGCUAUAGUUGCCAGUUUAAUAGGGACCGAUCUCGAUACCGGUUUCACAUUACCCAAAAUUUCUGAGUACUCUGCGUACUGGGAACAAACCAGGACGCUUUAUGCCCCCUUCGAGUGUACCACGACAAUGAAGAGUGGCAACGCGGACGUGUAUGGAAAUGAAAUACCUGGUGGACAGUAUACCAAUUUGCAGUUCCAGGCUUAUUCUCUAGGUCUUGGCGACUUCUUUGAAGACGUGAAAAAAGCCUAUGCAGAAGCAAACAUUCUCCUCGGAGAUAUCAUCAAAGUCACCCCCUCCUCCAAAGUUGUAGGGGAUCUCGCCCAAUUCAUGGUCCAAAACAAACUCACCUCGAAAGAUGUGCUUGACAAAGCCGAAGAACUGUCAUUCCCCAAGUCAGUGGUGGAAUACCUCCAGGGACACAUCGGCCAGCCUUACGGAGGCUUCCCCGAACCCCUCCGAUCCAAAGUGCUCAGAAACAUGCCCCGCAUCGAAGGCCGGCCAGGGAAGAGUUUGCCUCCUCUUGAUUUUGGCGCGCUGGAGAAGGAUCUGAAAGAAACCUUUCCACAUGCGUCAGAGAAAGACGUUAUGUCUGCAGCUCUCUAUCCCCAAGUGACCAACGAGUACUUAACUUUCUCAGAGAAGUACGGACCAGUGGAUAAACUUGACACGAGAGUGUUCCUAGUCGGCCCGAAGGUAGGGGAAGAAUUCGAGGUGACAAUAGAAAAAGGAAAAACGCUGGGGAUCAAGACUCUUGCCGUAGCUGAGGACCUCACUGAAAACGGAGAGAGGGAAGUCUUCUUUGAACUGAACGGAACGCUGCGGUCGGUCAUGAUCAGAGACAAAGAUGCCGGAAAAGAAAUGCAUCUACACCCGAAAGCUGACAAAACUAACAAAAAACAGGUGGGAGCGCCCAUGCCAGGAACCAUCAUCGACAUCAGAGUGAAGGUCGGGGAAAAAGUGGAGAAGGGAACUCCCUUGGUCAUCCUGUCCGCUAUGAAAAUGGAGACUGUGGUGCAAAGCCCCGUGGAAGGGGUCAUCAAGAGUUUGGAUGCCACGAUGGGAAUGAAGUUGGAAGCCGAAGAUUUGAUAGCCACCAUGGAGUAGCGAGGAACGUAGAUUUCCGUCAGACAUACAUCACUGUUUGGCUGUGCUAGGAGAAGGUUUGCUUCUUUGUUGAAUUCCUUAAUUGUUAAGUUUACGAUUUGUUGAAUUUUUAUACUUAAUUUUUCAAUAUUUGAAAUGAUUUAUACAAUAUUAUCUUUGAUCAUGUGAGUAGUAAUUUGUUUAUUCUAUUUUGAAAUAUAUUUUUAUACAGUU
This is a messenger RNA of Leptinotarsa decemlineata (Colorado potato beetle), 3851 nucleotides long. It is a transcript of the gene PCB, whose product is annotated as Pyruvate carboxylase. Lineage: Eukaryota; Metazoa; Arthropoda; Insecta; Coleoptera; Chrysomelidae. Gene Ontology annotation, cellular component: cytoplasm. Gene Ontology annotation, molecular function: pyruvate carboxylase activity; metal ion binding; ATP binding. Gene Ontology annotation, biological process: pyruvate metabolic process; gluconeogenesis. The record is from RefSeq and is a predicted model, not a curated record.